AAAAAAAUACCUGAAAACAAGCAAAAAAAUUGAAAAAGAAGUAACUUCAAUUUCUAGUUAAGAAUCAGAGGGGGAGUACAUUUUAGUUGCAUAAGAGGAACCAGAGCUCAAGAUGAUUUCAGGCAUUUCUAAUAAUUUCCCCAUGGAAAUGGACUUUCCUUACCCCAAACCUGACAUUCCCAAGAGACCAACAGGAGGCAGUAGCCUGUUACAACAGCGUCCUGCAGUUGAAGAUUGUUCUUGCCUUGACCAUGGACCUACUCCAGAAGUAUCUUACAUGCGAUACAUUCGAACCAAGGAUACAGAACUUUAUAGCAAAAUGCAAGAAAUGCGCAAAGCUAUGUCUUCUCGAGCUAGCAACAUUCUUGACCAUUCAUGUCCUGAUGAAGACUCUAAAAUGAAUGCUUUUCACAUAAUUGACUACAUAAAGAGAGGACAUAGCCCAGGAUGUUACACAUCCCUCAGCCCUGUUAAAGUAUGUGAGGCAGGUACACCAAUUCAACCUCUGCAAGUGGGCAUCAGUGAUGGUUUCAGAGAAGCAAGUCUCUUCCCUCUCCAUGUUAAGGCUAGACAUAUAGUUGAUAAAAUACAUCCAUUGGUUUUCACCAGAACACCCCUCUACUUAAAACACUGGUUUUCACCAUACAUUCCUGGCCGAUCAGAAUAUGAAGAUACAAUAUCCCGCUUGGGGCUUGCAAGGAUGCGAAAUACAAGACAAUACCUUGAACCUCAGCCAAGUUCUCGUCUGAGAACUGGUGAUCCUAACUGCUGA
Frankliniella occidentalis (western flower thrips) is the source of this 772-nucleotide messenger RNA. RefSeq lists its product as uncharacterized. The record is from RefSeq and is a predicted model, not a curated record. Lineage: Eukaryota; Metazoa; Arthropoda; Insecta; Thysanoptera; Thripidae. Bases 113 to 772 code for a protein of 219 amino acids. The transcript is spliced from 5 exons.